UUUAGUUUAUUUUGACCACCGAUACACAAAAACACACAAAAAAGAAGGAAAUAAUGGAGGCUCCACCGAUGUUUAACAGUGUCGAGGACGAGUGCAGAUAUUGGAAAGAGCGCUCCAAACAGUACCACAAAGAAUGGACAGAUGUGAAACAGGAGUACGACGAAUACGUUGAACAGUCGCGAGAAAUGGAGGCCGAAAUGGACGCCACUCUGGAGCAAAAACAGAGUAUAAUUAAAGAUCUCAGAGCCAAGCUUAAUAUGUUAGAGAAAGAGAACGAUUCGCUUAAGCUCAAGGUGGACUCACAUGGCAUUGAAAUGUCAAUGCUGGAUAAACAGUAUGAGACGGUGAAAAAAGAGCGCGAUUCGAUGAAGGAAUAUCUGCGACAAUUGGAGCAGAAAAACGAUGAUCUGGAGCGUGCACAUCGAAUACUCAACGAGAGCAUAGUAGACUUUGAGAAGAUGUUGGACAAAGCCUAUGAAAAGAAUGCGCUCCUUGAGAUGGAGGUGGACGAGAAGGAGAUGCUGCAAGAGAAGCUGCAGCGGCUAAUGGACGAGACCCGCGAUCUCAAGCAGGAGCUGAAUGUAAAGGCGCGCUAUACGCCAGCGAAUGGCACAACAACAACAACAGGAGUAGCAACAAAUACUGCAAACACCGGCAACAGCUCGAUGAAUUCGUCAGCAUCUCUGCCCAAUGGAAUUCUGGGCAAUGGUGAUAUACUGAUGCAACAUGACAAUGCCACCGCAACAAAAGCCAGCAGCGUUAGCGUUAGUUCGCUAAACGGCAGUUUAGCUAAUAGAAACGAAUAUAAUCAACAGCAACAUUCGCUUAAAAAUCCCGAGAACCUUAUCAAUGGCAAUGCUAUGAAUGCCAGCUCCCGCACCACGGCGCUCAACAUUGUGGCCGACAUGUUAAGAAAACUGAACGCCAUGGAGACGAAGCUGAAGACAUAUCGAGAGCAUGCGCCGCCGAUGCAUCCACGUCAAUGACCAGCAGCCGGAUUGGCGCUGCAACAGUCGCCCCUAUCACUGGAGACUGCCGAGUAGCUACUGCGACAACUGGCAGCUGUACAGUUGCAUCGUUUGUUCAGUUUUGUUUACGUUCUAGUUUCGAUUUUAACGUGCUUCUGUCCCGCUCUUUUUAUUUAUUUUUUCAUUGAAUUGACUUGUAAAAAUUUACUAUAUAUUAUUACUUAUAAAUCACACACAAUCGUUUAUGUUGUAUGUGAAUAUAUUAUAUAGCUAUAUAUAUUGAAGCCGAUUCCACGCCCCGCCCAACACACACACAAUACGCCUUACUUGUAUGUAACGAGAGAAAAUACGUUAAACUUAAGUCGCAUUAAUUCUGAUCUGAUUCAUCAUGUUUAAGAGCAUGAUUUAAAUGGCUUUCUUUACACGUGGCAGCCGCGAUUUUGCACAUUCAUGGAAUGCAUAAUUAGUAUAUGUUUCUUAUAUAUGUUUAAAAUUAGUCAUGUUCUAGUAUUGAUUGUUAAUUUUUGCUCGCAGAGCUUUCAAAAUGAAAUAAUGUGCAUCUAAACAUGUACACAGUUUUGAACAUGACUACUAGUUUAGCGAGUAAGUUCAAGUGAGAUCAGCACACAGAGCUUCUGUAGAAUUGUAGCUUGUAGUGCAUCAUAAAUAAGAAGAAAGUUCAGCUGAUUCGAAAGUAUUACAGCCCGUAAAAACAUACUAUUACACGAAAGCAAAACAAAUACUAGCAUUAAAUAGAAGGAAAGGAGAGAAAGAGAGAGGUUUACAGAGUUUAUAGAGAGUGUGUGGUGGCAAUUAUCACUUAAGCUAAAUACAAUUUAUGACUAGUUACGGCUAAGGUCGUCUCUUGCACUCUAACCCUAACCUUUCCCCAACAAUCCAACCAUUUAGUUAAAUUUGAACAGCGUACAAAAGAAUUUCAACAACAACCACAAUAAUGACACAUUUUUCGUUUUAUAUUUUGAUGCGAAUAUAAAAUAAUGUAAAAAUGCAACAGAGAAAAGAAAAAUGUUAUUAUUAUUAUACUAUAUUACAUAUAUUAAAUAAUUGUACAUUUAUGAAACAGACAACAACACAUGAUAAUUUAUAAAUAAAGAGAUAAUUAGUUUUAAAUAGAAA
Messenger RNA from Drosophila grimshawi, 2105 nucleotides. RefSeq names its product nuclear distribution protein nudE homolog (gene nudE). Gene Ontology annotation, molecular function: microtubule binding. Gene Ontology annotation, cellular component: kinetochore; kinesin complex; centrosome. Gene Ontology annotation, biological process: centrosome localization; establishment of mitotic spindle orientation; mitotic centrosome separation. Bases 54 to 986 code for a protein of 310 amino acids. The record is from RefSeq and is a predicted model, not a curated record. The transcript has 6 exons. Lineage: Eukaryota; Metazoa; Arthropoda; Insecta; Diptera; Drosophilidae.